Anthonomus grandis grandis is the source of this 2177-nucleotide messenger RNA. RefSeq names its product pyruvate kinase-like. Gene Ontology annotation, biological process: glycolytic process. The transcript is spliced from 8 exons. Gene Ontology annotation, cellular component: cytoplasm. The coding region runs from base 310 to 1929 and encodes 539 amino acids. Lineage: Eukaryota; Metazoa; Arthropoda; Insecta; Coleoptera; Curculionidae. The record is from RefSeq and is a predicted model, not a curated record. Gene Ontology annotation, molecular function: pyruvate kinase activity; magnesium ion binding; potassium ion binding.
UUAACCUCUAAGGCACGAGAGGUUGAGUUGUCAUUCCCGGCUGAUCGCUGAUUUUGCCGAAAGUAGUUUUCAAUUUUGCUAUUUUUACGGUUUUAAACAGUAAAACACAAUUUUCAUUUGUUGCAUUACGGUUUAGUGUUUUUGGAACUACUGAAAGGUAGACAAGCCAAGGUAAUAUCGAGUUUGCUAGUCGCGCCGGAAGUCUGGUGCAAUUUCGAAAAGCGCGCCUUUUCUUCGUUGUACGGAAGUCGCGGUAAAGAGCGCCCCCCACCACUACGAUUUGAACGUCAGCGCGGCAUCUUCAGAACUAUGGUUUGGCCUACCACCCAUGAUGAUAUUACCAAUGUCGACCCAGAGAUGAGCGCCAAUGUACUCCCGUUUCAGCUACAGGCCGCCGAGGCCAACACUUACUUGGAACAUUUGUGCGCCCUCGAUAUCCAUUCGAGGGCCUCAUUUGUCAGACUUAGUGGGGUCAUCUGCACCAUUGGACCUGCCUCAAAAGACCCAGCCGUCCUAGAAAAAAUGAUGGAAGUGGGCAUGAACGUGGCCCGUUUGAACUUCUCUCACGGCUCUCACGAGUACCACGCUGAGACUAUCAAGAAUAUCAGACAAGCGGUUGCGAACUACAGCAAGAAAAUCGGCAUGACUUAUCCGUUAGCGAUCGCCUUAGACACCAAAGGGCCUGAGAUCAGAACUGGACUCUUAGAAGGAGGUGGAUCUGCGGAAAUCGAGCUGAAAAAAGGCGACACUAUCAAGCUGACCACUGAUAAAGCUUACGCCGAAAAAGGAAACAAAGACACCGUAUUCGUCGAUUACGAAAACAUUCAAAAAGUGGUCAAAGUAGGCAACAAAAUUUACGUAGAUGACGGUUUGAUGUCCUUGGUGGUCACCCAAAUCCAAGGCUCCUUUUUAACUUGUACCAUCGAGAACGGCGGUAUGCUCGGUAGCCGCAAAGGUGUCAAUCUACCAGGUGUCCCGGUAGAUUUGCCAGCUGUAUCCGAAAAGGACAAGUCUGAUUUACAAUUCGGCGUAGAGCAAGGCGUAGACAUAAUUUUCGCCUCGUUUAUCCGAAACGGUGCCGCUCUCACCGAAAUCCGUAGCAUCUUGGGCGAGAAGGGAAAGAAAAUUAUGAUUAUUUCGAAGAUCGAGAACCAGCAGGGCAUGCAAAACCUGGACGAGAUCAUCGAGGCUUCGGACGGUAUUAUGGUGGCUCGCGGCGAUUUGGGUAUCGAGAUUCCGACGGAGAAGGUGUUCCUCGCUCAGAAGCAAAUGAUCGCCAAAUGUAACAAGUAUGGCAAGCCUGUCAUUUGUGCUACCCAAAUGUUGGAAUCUAUGGUUAAAAAACCAAGACCAACCCGCGCCGAGUCCUCUGACGUAGCCAAUGCCAUCCUGGACGGAGCCGAUUGCGUCAUGUUGUCCGGCGAGACCGCUAAGGGCGACUAUCCCCUCGAAUGUGUCCAAACCAUGGCCAGUAUUUGUAAGGAAGCGGAGGCGGCGAUCUGGCAAAGGCGACUUUUUUCCGACCUCUCGAUCGUAGCCACCCCACCGGUCGAUGUGGCCCAUACGGUGGCCAUCGCGGCCGUAGAAGCGUCGACAAAGUCUUUGGCCGCCGCCAUUAUUGUCAUCACCACUUCCGGACGGUCUGCCUAUUUGCUUUCCAAGUACAAGCCACGUUGCCCGAUUAUCGCAGUGACUAGGAAUAGCCAGACUGCCAGACAGGCGCAUCUUUUUAGGGCCGUUAUGCCCGUGCUUUAUGAACAAGAGAGACAAACCGAUUGGCUCCAAGACGUAGACGCCCGAGUAAACUGCGGAAUCACCUUCGGCAAGUCCAGAGGGUUCGUAAAGUCGAACGAUCCAGUGAUCGUGAUCACCGGCUGGAAGCAGGGAUCCGGAUUCACAAACACCAUGCGCGUCGUUAACGUCGAGUAAAAAGUAUGUUUUAUUACGGAGGAGCGUCUCUUCCAUACUUUCUUAGUCAUUACAUCCGUGUUAUUGCGAAUUUCACUUUCACACUAAGUGUAAAUAAGUUGUAAUUUUAAUAUAAGCUGUCUAGAACUAAAGCCGAUUACAGAGAGGUUGAAAAUCCAUUGUAUUUAUUUUUAAAUUAUGUGUUUUUUUCGUGAUUUAUAAAUUAUUAAAUUAAACAUGGCUAUGUACAAUAAAAAUUUAAAACAUUA